Esox lucius (northern pike) is the source of this 3434-nucleotide messenger RNA. It is a transcript of the gene ncoa4, whose product is annotated as nuclear receptor coactivator 4. Bases 188 to 2158 code for a protein of 656 amino acids. NCBI's taxonomy places the organism in Eukaryota, Metazoa, Chordata, Actinopteri, Esociformes, Esocidae. Gene Ontology annotation, biological process: response to hormone; intracellular iron ion homeostasis. Gene Ontology annotation, molecular function: transcription coactivator activity. The transcript has 10 exons. The record is from RefSeq and is a predicted model, not a curated record.
AGUACUCGGGAGUGGAGUACGUGCGGAAUGCAAGAAUGAUGUUUGCGCGUUCACGAUGGCUCUGACGGACACCCUCGUAUGACGUAGCAUUCGUUCGUGGCACAAUACAAAAUGAAAGGAAACGACUAAAUUUUUAAGCUCUCUUUUGUUUGAGACAAGGGAGCAACAUCAGACGAUUUAAACGGACAUGUAUCAUUGGGCAUACAGCAACAUGAGAAUGUCUGCUGCAGAGGAGCAAGAGAAGGGAGCCCUUGGGCAGUGUGUGCGGGCUCGCUCUCAGCUGGAGGAGGCCAUAAGUGAAGUGACGAGGGCUGAGGCCCAGCUCAAAGACAACUCCCGGGAGGUGAAGUCCCAGCUUCACAGCUGUAUCAGCAGACACCUGGAGUUCAUGCGUUCUCGCGAGGUGUGGCUACUGGAGCAGAUUGAUCUGGUGGAGCAGCUGAAGGGAGAAGCUCUGCAGACACAGCUACAGCAGCUUCACUGGCUUCGAGGACAGUUUGACAUCCUCAUCCAUCAGCUGGAGAACUCCGAUAACCACCAUCUGGCCAACCAGCUCACCAGCUGCAUGGAGAAGUUAUCUUCUCUGAACCUGACUCCUGAGGAAACUCCUGAGAUGAGCUUCCAGGCGGACACUCGCUCCCUGCGUCAGGCCAUCACCUCCUUUGGCUCCAUUGACACCCAGCAUAUAGAAAGAGGCCCCAAGCUGAUCACGGCGCCUCAAAGCUCCAAUACUACUGAGCGACCUUUGCUUCAACAGGGCUGUCCAGUCGCAGCUAAGAAACAGCGGUUGGAGUCUACACCACUUUCAGAGUGGCUCCUUGGAAAUUGUCCGGUUACUAGCACGAAAUUUGGAUACCAGUCAAGCAAGAACCCACAGGAUUGGUUGAUCACCCGCAAGGAUGUUCAGUCAUUCUGCCCCAUGGCCACUUUUGACUUCCACAAGGCCUGGGGCCAGCUGAAGGACCUGGAGGCGUGGCUACUGAAAGAGAAGACCCCUGGCAGAGAGAGAACCGACAGCAGCUGCAGCACCAACACCAGCUCCACUUUCUCCAUUGAGAAGAUCGACGAGUCCGAGUUAGACAUGGCUCUGGACGAGGAAGAAGAGGGCCUCAAGGAGAAGGAAGAUAUGGCUGAACUGGAGGAGCUGAGUGACUGGCUCAUAACCCCUAAUAUUGUUGCCAAGGGGACCCCCGGCAACAGCUGCCAGACUUCGGAUGCCGACCAGUGGAAGCUGGUCUUCAAGCCUUUCCAGGAGUCCUUUUCGUCCAGCGACUGGCUGCCCAAAUCUGACUGUGGCUCGUGCUGUUCCACCCGCACCAAAUCAGUGGAGAUCGAGAACCUUGGCAACCUUUUGUGUUUGAAGAACCCCCCAGCCUCCGUAGCCAUUAAUCCUGCCAGCGCCGUGCCCCAGACCCUCACCCCCAGCGCCGUGCCCCAGACCCUCACCCCCAGCGCCGUGCCCCAGACCCUCACCCCCAGCGCCGUGCCCCAGACCCUCACCCCCAGCGCCGUGGAGAUCUGGCUGCAGCAGACCAUUCCUGUCCAGCAGUCGUGCAGAGCCAACGAGUGCUGCUCCAGCUACUCCCAAUGUGUGUGUGAUGAGAACUGCGGCAAAGAGGCCCUCUCCGCCUGGCUCCUGAAAAAGGAGGGCCGGGACAAGAAUGGGGUUUCCGUGGACAAGAACAACCCCAGCAAGCAAUCUGUCUCCUACCACCAAGAGCAAGAACAGAAGGUCCAGGCCAUCCUGGAGGCCUGGCUCCACCCUGGCAAGACCAGCCAGACCCUGGGCUCUGCAUCCCCAGCCCCUACUUCUCUCUCAGCCUGGGUGUCCUCACCAGCGCCCCAGGAGGAGAAGGCCAGCAGGGAGGAAAACAGUUCCCCGUCCAACGGCCCCAAGACGGAGUGCCCCUUCAGCCGUCCACUGCAGCCAGAGUUCUGGGUCUUACCUGGGAAGACACAAAGCAGCGUGGCUGCCACGCCAAGGCAGGAAGGCAAGAAGGAGCUCCCCGUCACAGACCUGGAGGACAAGUGGCUUCUCCGUAAGAGGGCCAAUGCUCAGGAGAGGCUUGUCCUUCCCACUGUUUGUGAUCUGUUCUCAUGUAUGAAGAUCGGCGGAGAACGAGAGAAGUGGCUACACAGUUCACCUAUACAGAUGUGAACAAUCUUACAUUUUUCCUUUUUGAGGAUAAAGGAUUUUAUUGUGAAGCCAGUUAAAUGCUGAUUGUCGCACACAAUUUUUUUUUGAUUUGCCUUUUCCUCUAAUGCUUUCUGGAACUGGGCUUCUCUUACUUUAUUUUUCUUCUAUUUUGAUUGUUUUGAAGACUCAUUGAAAUGUGCUUCCCGGCCCCAGUCUGACGUAGGGACUUGGGUUUGUGGAGAUACUGCCAAUUAUUUCACCAUUAUCUGAUUGAUCCAAGCCAUUAGUUGUGAUGAAAUUCUAUGAAUUUACCUUGUGUAAUCAGAGUUCUCAAUGUCAUGUUAAGCUGGUAGAAUGAGCCACGGAUCUAAAGCUAAUCCCAUUUCUACUGUUAUUUUCAGUUUGUGAUGAAGUGGGUGGUUUGGGGGGACAGAACAUUUUUUCUUCACAGAACAGUCAGUCUAGGACUAUGUCAGAUGCCAAGUCUCCUCCAUACUCAAAAAAACAAUCAAGAUAUGUAACCUACUAAUUUUAUUGUUCCAUUUCCUACCAUAUAUAUUUUCUUCAGAUCUGGUGACAUUUUUUUUGGGCUUUAACACCAGCAUCUAGCUAUCUCUGAAAUGGCUUCAAAACAUUUUAUGCUAAUUACAAAUUAAAUCAAUAGGCAUUUUCAUUUACUGAUUCCAUCUAACCUCAGAACGACCAUGACUCCAGUAGUCUGGUUCAUGUGCCUCAAGUUUGCUUUGUCGUAUUUAGCGUGUACAUUGAAUAACAGGGUUGACUUGCCUCCUAUAUAUUACCUGUGUGGAUUGCCACCCAAGAGUUCAUUGUUCUAAUGUUAGAAAAUCUGCAAGUGGGAAACAAAGUCCAACAGUCAUUCCGUGGAUACACAGGCGCAAAGUAGAUUGGCUACUCUUGGCUGAAUCCAAUGAAGCAAACAUCUAAACUGCUGCAUACUAAUCAAAAAACUAAUUGUACUGAUGAUAACCACUAAGUAUGUGUCUGAAUAAUACCUCACGGUGGUUGUCUCUUCGUAGUGUGUAGCCCAAAAUGCUUCAGUAUCUGCACAUGGCUCUUGGUGUGCCAAGGGGAGUUUGAUAGGAGAUAAAUACAAUGGUGCUUGAUGAAUGGUCCUAGUACUGUGAUACUAGGAGUGUUUCUUUUCAGUUAAUUGGGAGGAGGAGGCCUGUGCAAAUGCUUUUUCCUUAUUAUAAGGUAGAACUACCCCUACAUCUCACACACUCUGCUGUGGUACCUAUAACAUAUUUAACUCUUAAUAAAAACAAGUAAACCUUGA